UGGCGGCAUAUAAAUAUGAAGCAAGAGUCAUCCAGAUGUCCCCCGAUCAUUCACCUGUCACCAGACAUCAUGAGACUCCUGGCUCUGCUGCUGAUUGCCGGAGCUGCUGUGGCAGUUCCUCGUGAAGAUGGAAGGAUCAUUGGUGGGGAGGAGUGUGUGCCCCACUCUCGCCCUUACAUGGCCUCACUCAAUUAUGGUUACCACUUCUGUGGUGGGGUGCUCAUCAACAACCAGUGGGUACUCUCUGUCGCCCACUGUUGGUACAACCCCAGUGCCAUGCAGAUUAUGCUGGGAGAACAUGAUACCCGAGUCUUUGAGGGUACUGAGAUGCUCAUGCGUACUGACACCAUCAUCUGGCACCCAAGUUAUGACUACCAGACUCUAGAUUAUGACAUCAUGCUGAUCAAGCUCUUCCACCCAAUUGAGGCGACAGAAGCAGUUGCUCCCAUCCCCUUGCCCACAGGAUGCCCGUACCCUGGACUCGUCUGCUCCGUGUCUGGUUGGGGUAAAAUAGCUGUGGACAAUGAGGUGCCCAUGCCCACCCGCCUGCAGUGUUUGGAUAUGCCCAUACUGGAUGAAACUGAAUGCGAGAAAUCCUAUCCUGGCAUGAUCACACGCAGAAUGAUGUGUGCAGGAUACCUGGAAGGAGGCAAAGAUUCAUGCAAUGGUGACUCUGGAAGCCCUCUGGUGUGUUUGAAUGAGGUCCACGGGUUAGUGUCUUGGGGUUAUGGUUGUGCUGAGCCCAAUCACCCUGGCGUCUACGUCAAACUGUGCGAGUUCCUGCCCUGGAUCGAUGAAACCAUGGCUGCAUAUUCAUAAAGGAAACACCCUUUCUUUCCUCCGUGCUUCAUUCAUUUAUGUCUCUGCUCGUCAUUACUGCCUGUUCCGACUUUCCUCAAAUCUAACAACGCUCCAUCCUUUAACAUCUCUAAUCCUUCUUUUAUUUCUGUCGUCUUCUUGGAUCUUCUGUCCGAGGCAUUUUCAAACUCUCACAGACGGACUUUUCUCUUACACACCUGAACUCAGCACAUCACAAAAAUUACAAAAUAAAAGCAGGUACAUAUAUUUAAA
Molecule: messenger RNA, 1071 nt
Organism: Thalassophryne amazonica
Lineage: Eukaryota; Metazoa; Chordata; Actinopteri; Batrachoidiformes; Batrachoididae
Product: trypsin-like
Exons: 6
Coding region: 16-819 (267 amino acids)
Biological process (GO): proteolysis
Molecular function (GO): serine-type endopeptidase activity
Source: RefSeq, a predicted model, not a curated record